UUCUAACCUAUCCCCUCUCUGGGUGACUGGGUAACCACUCUCGCACCAAACGGCAGAAAACAGAGCACACAACUUCCCCCACCGGCCACCAGACGCCGCAAACUUCCCCAAAAUCCCCACCCAAGCUCGAAUCUGAUCCGACGCGCAUCGAAUCGAGUGAGAUGAGCCGCCCGGACGACGGACAUAGGUCUUUCUUCCCUGUGGGAAACCCCUUCCGGGUCAUCCUUCCAGGGGGACCUCACCUGCCUAGGAAGCUCCAGGCGCUGCUCAAGUCAUACGAGGAUGCCCUGGCCUUGAGCUUGAGGAAGCUAAAGCCAGAGAAUGCCUUGGAGGUCCUCACCUUGUCCUGGAUGAGGCUUGCUGUCGAUUGCUUGUCAGAGCUGCAUGCCAACAUAGGCACCCUGAUAACCGAGCUCGAGCUGCCUGUCUCGGAUUGGGAUGAGAAGUGGGUGGACAUUUACUUAAACAGCAGCGUGAAGCUGCUGGACAUCUGCAUCGCGCUAAGCUCGGAGCUUGCUCGGCUGGAUCAAGGGCAGUUGCUUGUGAAGUAUGUCCUGCAUGUGUUGGACCCCAAAGGCGGUGUGCCGUCAUUGGAACAGCUCAAGCGAGCUGAGGUAUUACUUAAGGAGUGGAUGGACAAAGUGGACACGACGCGCCCAAGGCUCGACAGCUGCUCAAUGGCCUUGCAGGAACUUGCUGGGAGCCUUUGUCUGAUGAAGGUCAAGAAUUCUGCUAAGGGGAAGGUCCUCAUGAGAGCUUUGUAUGGAAUAGAGUCUGUGACUGUCUUCACCUGCAGCGUCUUUGUGGCUGCACUAUCAGGUAGUCCCAAGCCAUUGGUGGAGUUGCAUGUCCCUCACAAAUUUGGUUGGUCACAGGCCUUCAAUGAUCUUCAUGCCACCAUCAGCGGGGAAGUCAAAAGGCGAUUGUCCAGAGGAAGUGUUUCAGCUGUAAAAGAGCUGGAAGAAGUUGAAGCAUGUGCCAGAAAACUGCAUGCAUUGACUAGGACUGCGCAGCUUGAAAAUGAAAAUGACAACGUGGCUUGUGCUGUCAGCCUCUCAAAGCAAAUGGUGAUGCCGGUCAGCACUGGACAGAAAGGAGACCCCAGGUGUAAUCUUAAGCCAGCUGAUGACAGUAGCCCGGAGUGUGAAGCGAUCAUGACAGAGACUAGUACAGAAGAAGGAACACAGGAGGCUAAAAUGAUGCAGGAAGAUAACACCCACUGUGAGAAUAAGUUGAUCGAGCUUGAGAGUAUCAGUGAAGAUAACAACAUCAUUCCUGAGAGAACCAGUAUCUCGGAAGGCAGAGAAGAGCUCCUGGACUGUAUCUCCAGCAUGUCGAAAAGUGCCGAGGGGCUUCGGCUCGGGUUGGAUUCCUUGUCGAAACGAGUCGGGGACUUCUUCCAGAUCGUGCUUACAGGACGUGAUGCAUUGCUCUGCAAUCUGAGGAUGUCAGAUGCAGCAAGCAAGGUCACCGAAGUUAGGUCUUGAUGCUCUACGUUUCUGCUGUGUAUGUUCUCUGUUGGUGUAAAACAUGCGUAUAGACGGCUCAGCAGCGCCUGCUUGUACACCGCUCUUCUGACAUGUGCCCCCUGCUCAGCCUCACCGGAACUAAGCUAGGGCACCACAUCUCAGCGGCGACGUGCAUAAUCUUGGGCUGCCAGUUGUGUUGUGUGGGGUUGUAUGUGUCGUAGGUUUGAUAGUCCUUGUGUCUUUUUUUUUGUCGAGUAGAAGUAGUACUAGACAAAUACUGAGUCAUUAGUGUGCAGUAUCAGUGGAAUGUACAAUGCCGAGAGGACAGUAACUGUUUCAUAUGUAUGCCGAAGUGUGUUGCCAGCAAUGUUAGAGAUGAAAGAUGUAUCCUAGAGAGCAAAA
Messenger RNA from Aegilops tauschii subsp. strangulata, 1871 nucleotides. RefSeq names its product UPF0496 protein 4. The record is from RefSeq and is a predicted model, not a curated record. NCBI's taxonomy places the organism in Eukaryota, Viridiplantae, Streptophyta, Magnoliopsida, Poales, Poaceae.